This is a messenger RNA of Tauraco erythrolophus (red-crested turaco), 1108 nucleotides long. The record is from RefSeq and is a predicted model, not a curated record. NCBI's taxonomy places the organism in Eukaryota, Metazoa, Chordata, Aves, Musophagiformes, Musophagidae.
AAAAAUCUGAGGAAGACACUGAGGAUGCCAGCGAAACUGAUCUGGCAAAACAUGAGGAAGAGGACUUUGUGGAAAUGAAAGAACAGAUGUAUCAGGACAAACUGGCAUCUCUGAAGAGGCAGUUACAACAAUUGCAGGAAGGUACUCUUCAGGAAUACCAGAAAAGAAUGAAAAAGCUGGACCAGCAGUACAAAGAAAGGAUACGAAAUGCAGAACUGUUCCUGCAGCUGGAAACUGAUCAGGUGGAAAAAAAUUACGUCAAGGAAAAGAAGGCAGCAGCAAAGGAGUUUGAAGAUAAGAAAAUCGAGCUGAAGGAAAAUUUGAUUGCAGAAUUGGAAGAGAAAAAGAAGAUGAUUGAGAAUGAAAAGCUAACCAUGGAAUUAACAGGAGAUUCAAUGGAAGUGAAGCCUAUUAUGACGAGGAAACUGAGGCGACGACCAAAUGAUCCGGUUCCUAUCCCAGACAAGAGGAGGAAACCUGCCCCUGCUCAGCUGAAUUAUUUGUUGACUGAUGAGCAGAUAAUGGAGGACCUGAGAACACUGAAUAAGCUUAAAUCACCCAAGAGACCAGCCUCUCCUUCCUCUCCCGAACACCUCCCGGCUACACCAGCAGAGUCUCCAGCGCAGCGGUUUGAAGCCCGGAUAGAAGAUGGAAAACUCUACUAUGAUAAGAGAUGGUACCACAAGAGCCAGGCUAUUUACCUGGAGUCAAAAGAGAACACGAAGAUCAGCUGUGUGAUCAGUUCUGUGGGCGCCAACGAGAUCUGGGUGAGAAAAACCAGUGACAGCACAAAAAUGCGAAUUUAUCUGGGACAGCUGCAGCGAGGUGUUUUUGUGAUUCGACGACGAUCAGCUGCAUGACUGUAUGCUCUUCCUUGGUGGUUUUGGGUUUUUUUGUCUUGUUUUUUUUUUUUUUAAACCGAUAGACAACCCUUUAAUGGGGAAUGGCAGUCUGUUCACUCAUCUUAGCAGCAGAGAACACUGUCAUGACCUCUUACGAGACAGUUUGUGGCUGGCCACAUAAUCCCCAGUAGUCCUUAAAUCUUUAGUGGUACCCAAGCACUGCCCUGGACUGUUUCUGGAUUUUGCAUCAAGUUUCUGUAUGCUUU